Spirodela intermedia is the source of this 2564-nucleotide messenger RNA. The record is from the annotation of a GenBank genome assembly. NCBI's taxonomy places the organism in Eukaryota, Viridiplantae, Streptophyta, Magnoliopsida, Alismatales, Araceae.
AUGAAGGGAAUUGUUAGGGCGCACCUUGCUGAGGACGCACCCUUCGCUGUCGCCAUUGGGGCCUCCAUUCUAGUCUCACUCGCCUUCCCGGUCCGUAAUGAUCCUGACGAGGGCACGGAGGAUGAUGAUUUCGGUGGGAUUGAUUUCACGGACACGAGGUUUGGGGUGAUGGGGAUCUUAAGCGUAAUCCCUUACUUCAAUUGGAUGGUAAGGCACCAUUGACCUAGCUAUUCUAUCCUUCUGAUUCAGUUUGCUUCUCUUCUUUUGCUGAUAACGGUUAAUCAUGUGUCUCUUUUCCUCUCCCCGUCUGCUUAUUAAUAGAGCUGGAUUUUCGCAUGGCUAGAUACUGGCCGGCAACGCUACCUGGUCUAUUCAAUCGUGUACCUGGCUCCCUACAUAAGGUUAAGGAUUUAAAAUGUUUUUACUGGGGUAUAUUAUACAGAUGAUGGACUUGUUUUAAACUAACCGAGGCCUCUUAUUCAUGACCACAUCUUUUUUUUCCUGCGUAAUGAUCAUCUUCUGAGACAUGUGAGACUAAAUUAAUGCUCAGCUUCUAGUAUGGUGUGAUUGUGUCUCAUCUCUAUUUAGCCUUAUAUUCAAUCCCUUCGUCUGGUAGUUCACAUUAUUUUCCCUAAAUAAGCCAUCGGCUCUUGUUACUCCUUUCAAUAAAAGACGUAGAACGUGGACAAUACUUCCAUCACAUUUGCUAGAGUUUGCUGGUUCAUAGUUUUCUUGUCCAAAAAAAUGUAUCGCCCAGCAUUAUGAAUCUUACACAUUACUGACAUUUGUUUUCAGCUUUAGGCAGCUCCUAUUUGAACGUGGGUAUGCCGAUAGGCCAAGCUUAGUCCAGACAUGACAUAAUCAAGCCCGAUAGAAAAGAACAAGCUCAAACUCAGUCCAAUUCCCUUUCAAUAAAAUCAUUCCAAGUUUGGUUACUUCGGGCCGUUUAAUAUAUUCAUAUUUUUCUCUGUUCUUUGUUUUUGUUCAUAGUCACUUGGGAUUCAAUGCACACUUCUGAUAGGAUUAAUGUGGGAAGCUGUAGUUGUUAAAUUAGAUUUAGUAGCUGCUGUGAUCAGACCCAACACCAUAAAAUGAAUGGGCUGAAAGUUUUUCUUUUCUAAAUCUCAGCGAAAACUUGAAUGGGUUCAUAUGUACCGCCCAUGCCCCUUUCUUGAUCAUUUGCAAAGUUUGACGAAUCUAGAAUGCUAUUGUUGGCAGUAAACCAUUCAGUUCCUCGGAUUUUCUUUUGUCUGCUUUGCUGUACGAACACAAUGGAGAUUCCGUGCCCUAGAAUAGUUUGUUUUUAUUGAAAGUUGCGGCUAUAUUGAGACAUCUGCAUUUUUAACUAACAUCUCUUAUCUAUGAAACCAAUGCUGAUUUGAUGAGGCUUGCCUACAAUAAUAAAAAGUUCUUUGGAUCUUUUUAAAUGUAUACCUCGUGAAAAAGACUUGUUGGCUUCCAAACAUAAAAAAACUCUUUGUGAUUCCACGCAAAAGCAAGUGCAACCGGGAAAAUCUAGUGAGGGCAGAAGUUCCUUACCAGUUGCAGUUUGCCUUCUGCAAAAUCUGUGCCGCUGCUCUGAUCUUUUACCGAGUUUCUUUCUUCCUCACGUUAUGGACUCUAAAGUCUAAUAGACAGAAUGUUGCCUUCUUAGUUGCCAUAUCUUAGAGAAGAAGUCAUUCAAGAAAAUCAAGCAGAAUUUAGUUUAGAGCGGCUCACUGAUAAAUCAUGACUAUAGAAGUGGGAAAAUGCUGUCUAUAUAGACGACCUAAGCCAAACUUUUUGCCUUUGACCUGUGAUAGAAAAGUUAGUAGGGAAACAUCAGUGUGUUGAUCACUGUUUUCUGGAUCUCUUUUAUUAGCUUCUGUUCUCCUUACCGCACUUAGCUGCUCCAUUACCUAGGAAUGGAUCAGAAAGAAUACAUAUAUAUCCUCUUUCAAUAAUGUCUUUCCGUUACCUCUAAUGCAUAAAAAUUGGCCUUAUGCUUCGAUUCCUACAACUCUGUGCCAAUCGAUGGAAUCCGCCCUACUCUAUAGCAACCCCAGCUUAAUUUCCACAAUCCAUUUGACGUCAAAACUGGGUCUCUGUCUUCACCCAAAUGAUCUAUCAAUCUUCUCCCAUCAUGAUCGUUCCUUUAUUUACAGGACAAAUUUGUCAAUCUCCCCGGACGACAGCUGGUUGCCUAUUUUCAGCAUUCUUGCCUGCAUCUUCCACGUUCAGGUACAGCUUUGGUGACUCCAUCUCCACCCUGAAUCACUAAUUUAUGUCAUAAAUCCCGGUAAUGUUUUCAUUGAUAGCUGGAAGCAAGCAUAAGGAAUGGAGACAUCAACGGCAUUCCACUGCUGGACAAAGCCGUAAAAUACCUCUUCCCGGCAAAAAAGAAGGAUGCCGAUGACACCUGGAGAAGAUGUAACUUUCUUCCACCCCUCUACCUGCUGCGUGUAUUGGAUUGGAUCAAGUUCAAACAGUAACUGUCCUUCGUGCAGGAAUUGUCAAGAUAUGGACUUGCAGGGAGCGAAGCCCUGAAGAGAUUGGUGGAUCAUCUGAGACAUCCGAACAAUUAA